AUGCAGAAUGUUAUGUUCACCGGGACUCUACUGAAUAUCGUCGCCGAUGCCUGGCUGCGAGUGUCAAAGACAAAUGCCGAAGAACUUGGGAAACAAGCGGCACCACCGGCCUAUGUGGCUGCUUUAAACAAGAACUCAGCUGACCCUACAGCGGCUUGGAAAGACUGGCUCCGGCAGAUAGUCCGGAGUGGUGUUAUAGGUGGACCUGCCGAUCCAGCUGGCUCCGUAGCGUGCUCGGAUUCACCAAGUUUGCUAUCCCUAGUCCAAGAGAUGGAAGCACGCCAACGACAGUGGCAUCUUGAGCGGCACCCAGAGGCUCGUCCCGAUAAUUCUGACGCGGGAUCCAAGAGACCGGCUGUAAUUGGUCCUGAUCCGCGUGAUGAACAGGGCUGGCUCUGCUUUCGAGUGGCUAAGAGUGCCAGAGAAGUUAUUUCCAGAUUCGAAUUUGAGCCGCACGAAUACCCAGAUGGCGUGAUUUCUUGA
Aspergillus oryzae RIB40 is the source of this 483-nucleotide messenger RNA. RefSeq names its product Zn(II)2Cys6 transcription factor rglT. The transcript has a single exon. The record is from RefSeq and is a predicted model, not a curated record. The coding region runs from base 1 to 483 and encodes 160 amino acids. NCBI's taxonomy places the organism in Eukaryota, Fungi, Ascomycota, Eurotiomycetes, Eurotiales, Aspergillaceae.